AUGGCAGUAAAGACCGACAUCAGCAAAGCGUACGAUCGCCUCGAGUGGUCUUUCAUCAAGCGGGUACUGGAAAUGAUGGGUUUCUGCGAGGUCUGGAUCAGUUGGGUUAUGCAAUGUAUCACAACGGUAUCUUACUCCUUUCUCGUAGACAACACAGCAGUUGGGACCGUCACCCCACAGCGAGAAAUAUGCCAAGGGGACCCGCUUUCCCCAUAUAUCUUCAUCCUAUGUGGGGAAGUGCUGUAUGGCCUCUGCAAAAAAGCACAACAGAAAGGCACGCUAGCAGGAAUCAGAGUCUCAAACCACAGCCCAAGGAUUAAUCAUCUACUGUUUGCAGAUGAUACAAUGUUUUUCACUAAAACUAAUCCUCUAUGCUGUGCUACUCUACUUCAAAUUCUACAAGAUUAUGAGUAUGCCUUAGGACAGAAGAUCAAUUCUGCUAAAUCGUCAAUCUCUUUCUCAUCAAAAACUCCCCAGGAGGUGCGCUCAAUGAUUAAACUGCAACUAGGAAUAGACAAAGAGGGAGGAGUGGGGAAGUACUUGGACUUACCAGAACAUUUUGGAAGGAAAAAAAAGAACUUGUUCUUCUCCAUAGUGGAUCGUAUGAAGCAAAAAGCAGUAUCAUGGUCUUCAUGCUACCUCUCCACAGCCGGCAAAAUGACAAUGCUCCGGUCGGUCCUUUCUCCUAUUCCAACCUUUGCUAUGUCUUGCUUUGAACUCCCUAAAAGCCUAUGCAAGAAGAUUCAGUCAGUUCUCACACGGUUUUGGUGGGAUGACAACAAAGGAAACAAAAAAAUUUGUUGGAUCUCUUGGGAUAAGCUAACGAAACCUAAGAAUUUGGGUGGAUUAGGCUUCAGAGACGUGGAGCUAUUUUACAUCGCUCUACUAGGGAAGAUAGCUUGGCGGAUUCUUACUAAACCACACUGUCUACUCUCUCGUAUUCUCCUAGGGAAAUACUGUCACAGUAAAUCUUUCCUAUCAGUUCCAUCUCAAGGGGGUUCCUCCCAUGGCUGGAAGGGAAUCAUAGCGGGGAGAGACCUUCUAAUCAGCCACCUAGGGAAAUCUAUUGGGGACGGGGAGAGUACUAAGGUUUGGAAGGACUCUUGGAUUGAUAAUGGCAGCAACACCCGUCCAUUUGGACCAUCUACACUACAAGACCAAGAUCUCUUAGUGGCUGACCUCCUAUCUAGAGAGACACAGGAAUGGAAUGUCGCGAAGAUAAAUAGAACCUUACCGGAACUCGCAGAGCGCAUCCUCCAAAAAAGGCCGAGCCGUCUGGGGACACACGACACCUACAUAUGGAACCUCAAAUCGUCGGGGGAGUACACGACGAAAACAGGGUACAUGGCACUGACACAAAACAUCGCUGAAGUCUCGUCUCCUGCAAUAACAAACAGUAUCGACUGGAGAAAGAACCGGCUACUCUUCGAGAAAAGGAUUUCGACGCCGGAGGAAGCGCUAAUCAAAGCCAUCAAAGCAGCACGAGAAUGGGAAGCAGCACAACUCGCUCCCCAAAAGGCCCUGAAGCUGAAUCUUAGAUCAACGCCGGAGAAAGAGCUACCACCAAACACAAUCACAUGUAAUACCGACACGGCCUGGAUCGCAUCAUCAACUAAGGCGGGCUUUGGCUGGAUUUUCUUCGACUCGUCUGAUAUGGAGAUCAACAGAGGCUCAUCUAACCAACUUCACGUCUCGUCUGCAUGUAUGGCCGAGGCUUUAGCUGUUAGAGAAGCCCUUCUCCACGCAUCCUCCCUCGGUUUCACCAAAAUCUGGCUUAGAUCAGAUUCACAAGUGCUCAUGAGAGCAAUCAACCAGAAACGGGGACCUACAGAGCUCUUUGGAGUACUGUCGGAUAUCGUUUAUCUAUCUUCAUCUUUUCAAUUCUGUUGUUUCUCGUUUUUUCCUAGAGACUUUAAUGGGUUAGUUGACUCAAUUGCUAAAACCCAGCUUUAUGCUUGA
This is a messenger RNA of Brassica napus (rape), 1959 nucleotides long. RefSeq lists its product as uncharacterized. The record is from RefSeq and is a predicted model, not a curated record. The transcript has 2 exons. Bases 1 to 1959 code for a protein of 652 amino acids. Gene Ontology annotation, molecular function: RNA-DNA hybrid ribonuclease activity; nucleic acid binding. NCBI's taxonomy places the organism in Eukaryota, Viridiplantae, Streptophyta, Magnoliopsida, Brassicales, Brassicaceae.